AUGAGAAUCAGAGAACUUUUCAGAGACAGCAGAUCCAAACUUGUCUUUCAUUCUAUUGGUCUUUUAAUGGCCACUUACUCUCUUUUUACAGACCUUUUUUUUCUUUCGUCAUUAUUAAGGAGUAAUAAUACACCAUGUACAACAUUAAAAAAUGAACUAUUACCUUGGUAUGAGUCAAAUAUUGCACACUGGAACGCUUCGGAUUUAGGAACUGGCAUAACCAAUCCACCGGACAUGAAUACAUCUGUUUAUUUUAUGAACCAUCUGAAAAUUAAUUAUGGAUCAUAUACUGGAUUUUUUCAAAAAAAUGGCUCUUAUGCUGGUGUGGUAGGCACUGCUACUAGGAGAAAUACUUCUUUUCCUUUAGUCACUCUUGUUUCUGCUGUUUAUGAUUAUAGUUAUCUCAUUAUUAGCCAGGGAGACAAAAGUCCAGAACUAGUGUGUAAAGAUUUUAUAUCAGAUUGCUUCUUAGAUAAGACAAUUAAUUUCCCUUUUACAUCACUUGAUUUUGGUCCUGUUAAAACUUUUGAUUCGCUUGCCACUUCUAUUUCUCCAAAUCUUCAAAUGUAUAUUUGUCAAUAUAAAGAUAAUUCUACUCUUUCUUACAAGUGGGCUCAGAACCUUGCUAAAGCAGCAAUUAUUUGUAUUGGAGUACUGGAACUGCUCAAGAUUCCAAUCCUAAUUAUAUCACCUGCUUUUUUAUAUAGACUCAAACAACCUGGUAUUCUAAAUUUUGCCAACAAUUCUCCCUUUUUAAUCCUUCUCAUAGCUAAAGAUAGGAGAGUAUAUCGGUGUAUCCGAGAAGCUAUGGAACUAGAAGAAACAAAUAGUCUUCAACUUCUUGGUGAUACUUUUCUGCACUCAUUGCCCAUGCUGGUGUUAACAGUUCAGAGUCUUGUAUUUCAAAGCAAUGUAGCUAAUAGUAUUAUCCCCCCUCUAACCAUCCUGUCUCUCGUGGGAAGUUGUGCUGGAUUGUGUUUUUCUCUUUUCCGUAUAUAUGUUGCUCUCAUGACCAUAAUUCCAAAUCAGACCCAAAAACUUAAUGAGGAAAUUUCAUCAUACUGUCAGAAACAUCCAGAACAAAGAUGGCAUUUACCAAUUACUUUUGCAACAAUAGAUAGUGUGUUUAGUUUUCUUCCUAUAAUAUUUAUGAUUACUCUUGUAAUUCAAGGAUUCAAUAGUGUCUUCAUUUUCAUCAUCCCAUUGCUGGUCAUCACUGCCAAGUUAUUGAUCUGUGCUUCACCAUUUUGGACACCACGUUUUCGAAAACCAUUGACAUCACCUCUAGUGUUUUCUUUUACUCUGAAUAGUCCGAUCCUUCCUCUUCUUUGCAUCCUCUCAUCAUCAUUUCGACGGUUUGUUGUCAUAACAGCUACCAGCGGUGUUACUUUCUGGUCUGGUUGGUCAUUGGACUUUGUAAGUGUUGAUUUGCCAAUUUUGGUGGCAUUGAUUGUAAUGAGAGCAUUCGGCUAUGGAAAUCAUCAGGAUGUUGUCCUUCUCCAACAAAAUUCUGUGUUAGUCAUUCUGAUUAGUUUUUACUUGAUGUGGAAAAUAGUUUCAGGAUUAUGGUAUAUAUGUAUUAGUUUGUCAGUUCGGGCAAGAGGCAAAGGUUAUGCUCGCUCAACUCAAAAUUUUACUUUCUUCCAUGUUCGUCCAACUUUUGGGAUUUUCAUCUAUACUAUAAUCAAACUUUCUAUUUGGGCAAUAGGUUUGCGAGCUUUCUUGUCAAUGGUUUUCAUGUCACCACCAAAUUCUACAGCCUUCGUUGUUGUUUCACCCAAGAUUCUGAUGGUGUUUGGAUUGGUCAUUUAUUUUUAUUUUGAUAUUAUCGGUUCUUUGGCUUUGUUGAUUUCCUACUAUGGGCCUUUCUCUACACGAACAAUAGCUUUGUAUCUCAACUCACCCAUUAUUGUAUUUCUUUACAUUUUGCUUGGGUCUAAUUUUCGAAACCAAAUUAUUGCAGCUGCAGAAAACCACACACAUGCAAUGCUCUUGUGGAAGUUGCGCGAUGCAGUUCUUCUUUCUUCACUUCUUCUUAUUUGGCCAGGAUUUGGAUUCGGGUACAACAAUUCAGAUGGAACAUACGCUUGGUGGUCAUGGUAUGGUUGGGGAUUUGAUGUCAUUCCAGGUCAAAAGAGGGAUGAUUCUGAAUGGAAUUUGAGUUUUUGUGGAAUAUUUGCCACUGUGUGUGGGAUGAUUUACUGUACAUCUUCAAUUUUGUUUAAUUCUGUGCCAAUUGAUGAGCUUGAUGAGCUUUUUAAUACAUAG
Entrophospora sp. SA101 is the source of this 2268-nucleotide messenger RNA. NCBI's taxonomy places the organism in Eukaryota, Fungi, Glomeromycota, Glomeromycetes, Entrophosporales, Entrophosporaceae. The record is from the annotation of a GenBank genome assembly.